This is a messenger RNA of Sodiomyces alkalinus F11, 1365 nucleotides long. RefSeq lists its product as hypothetical. NCBI's taxonomy places the organism in Eukaryota, Fungi, Ascomycota, Sordariomycetes, Glomerellales, Plectosphaerellaceae. Gene Ontology annotation, biological process: regulation of DNA-templated transcription; nucleocytoplasmic transport. The record is from RefSeq and is a predicted model, not a curated record. Bases 1 to 1365 code for a protein of 454 amino acids. Gene Ontology annotation, cellular component: nuclear pore; cytoplasm. Gene Ontology annotation, molecular function: GTPase activator activity. The transcript has 9 exons.
AUGUCUGCUGCCGAAGCCACCGAACCCAAGGUCGAGGAGACCACGGCCCCUGCGCCUGAGGCCACCGAGACCAAGACCGAUGCCCCUGCCCCUGCCGAUGCCGAUAAGCCCGUCACCCAGUCGGCGGUCUUCUCCAUGUUCGGCGGCGGUGCGAAGAAGGAAAAGAAGGUCGAGGACGAGGAUCGCGGUGACAACUCGGGCAGCAAUAAGGCCCAGCGUGAGGCUGCUGCCGCUGCUGCCGACGAGAAGAAGGAGGGCGGCGAUGAGGAAGCCCCCGAAGAAGCGGAGGAUGUCCACUUCGAGCCUGUCGUCAAGCUCACCGAGCAGGUCGAGGUCCGUACCAACGAGGAAUCCGAGGAGCAGCUGUUCAAGAUGCGGGCCAAGCUGUUCAAGUUUGUCAAGGAGUCGAGCGAAUGGAAGGAGCGUGGCACGGGCGACGUCCGCCUGUUGAAACACAAGGAGAAUGGAAAGACUCGCCUUGUCAUGCGUCGGGACAAGACGCUCAAGGUCUGCGCCAACCACUACAUUGUUCCCGAGAUGAAGCUUUCUCCCAAUGUCGGCUCUGACCGCAGCUGGGUCUGGAACGCUGCCGCCGAUGUCAGUGAGGGCGAAGCCGAGGCCGUCACCCUGGCCAUCCGCUUUGCCAACUCGGAGAAUGCCAACCUCUUCAAGGACUCUUUCCUCAAGGCCCAGAAGGAGAACGAGGAGGUGUUCAAGAAAGCCCAAGACGAUCCGGAACGACCACAGCAGGUAGAGGGCUUUCCUAUGCGCAAAUGGUCGGUUUCACUCUAUGUCCUCGACGAGAAUGGAGAUCAGCAUCCGGCCGACUGCUUCCAGCGCGUCACCUACAACCUUCACCCCUCGUUUGAGAACCCGGUCCAGACCUUCACCAAGCCGCCAUUUACCUGCGAAAACGAAGGAUGGGGUGAAUUUGAGAUGUCAAUUGACUGCUACACCACAGAGAAGUCGAAGCAGAGCAUCCCGCACGACCUCAACUUCCAGUCCAACCACUACGAGAACGACCACACUGUUACCUUCAAGAACCCCAGCCAAGCCCUACAGCAGAUCCUGCGCGAGACGGGACCCUUGCCUAGUGACGAGGACCGUGUGAAGCGCAAGGGCACCGCGGGACCUAAAAAGCCCAACCAAAAAUACGACUACGAGAAGAUCGCGGACGGUCUCGGAAAGUUGAAGGAGGACGACCUCCUGCAUGUCAUCCAGCUUAUUAAUGAUAAUCGCACGGAAGAUAUGUAUAUUAAAACUGAUGUCGAGUCGGGCGAGUUCUCAAUCGACCUGUACUCCAUGUCGGACUCGCUCACCAAAAUGCUCUGGGACCAUUUGACCAAGAAGGGCAUGAUCAGCUAA